Molecule: messenger RNA, 462 nt
Organism: Talaromyces rugulosus
Lineage: Eukaryota; Fungi; Ascomycota; Eurotiomycetes; Eurotiales; Trichocomaceae
Exons: 2
Coding region: 1-462 (153 amino acids)
Biological process (GO): translation
Cellular component (GO): ribosome; mitochondrial large ribosomal subunit
Molecular function (GO): structural constituent of ribosome; large ribosomal subunit rRNA binding
Source: RefSeq, a predicted model, not a curated record
AUGUCGCGAAAAGUGCUUGCCAAGGACCUGUAUGUCAAGCUCAUCGUGGGAGCUGGGCAGGCCAGCCCCAGUCCGCCUGUCGGUCCGGCGCUGGGAAGUAAAGGUGUCAAGAGCAUGGAUUUUUGCAAGGAAUUCAACGCCCGAACAGCGCAUAUCCAGCCCGGCACGCCGGUUCCGUCUUUCAUCACCAUCCGCCCCGAUCGAUCCUUCACGUUUGAUCUCCGAACACCCACGACUUCAUGGCUGCUGCUUCAGGCGUCCGGCAUCGAGCCGCGCAAGGGCCGCAUUCGCGGUGCGCAGAACCCGGGCUCCGAAUUGAUCGGCACCGUGUCUCUGAAACACGUAUAUGAAAUCGCCAAAAUCAAGCACAGCGAGCUGAGGCUAUCUGGACUGAGCCUAGAAGGGCUGUGCAAGAGCGUGAUGGCGCAGGCUAAAUCGAUUGGCCUGAAGGUUGUGCUUUGA